Ceutorhynchus assimilis (cabbage seed weevil) is the source of this 1345-nucleotide messenger RNA. The record is from the annotation of a GenBank genome assembly. Lineage: Eukaryota; Metazoa; Arthropoda; Insecta; Coleoptera; Curculionidae.
AUGGUGGCUCUAGCAAUUGGUGAGCAAAUUUCCAGCGAGGAGCAGUAUAUUGCCAACAUUCUGAUUUCCAUUAUUUGCCUUUAUGGAGAUGAUGGAUUGCCUUUGGAAAUUGUGGAUAGAGAAUUUGAAAACUACUGCGGAUUUCCCAUUCCUUGGAAGCAGUUUGGGGCCAACAGCUUGAAAUCAUGGCUAAUAACUCUACCGCGAAUUUAUGUUGUGUACGAUUAUUUUAAUAGGGAAGUAUUGAUUGAGCAAAGCCCAAAAUCUUUGCACAUCAAAAAUUUGAUAAAAAAUCAAAAACGCCAUCAACCUCAGCCAAAUAUGGGCUAUAAUGAUGAUCAGUGGCAUGUAAACGACCAUCAAACAAUUACAAGUACAAAUUUCCUACAUCUCUCAAUAGAAAAUGUACAACAAGAUGCGAAUAGAUACAAGAAUUAUGCACAAUUGGAAUCCAUGCUCCCUUUAUUUUACCGACAUCAAGCUCUCGGAGAUGAUUUUUUUGUGGAUAUUGCCGAUACUAAAAUGGGUUACUACAUUCCAGAAAAUGGUCCUAAACAAAUUGGAUUGUGCGUGGCUGGGCAAACGAUCGCAGGCCUCACAGAAAGAGUUAAGAGCGCAGAUCAUAUAGCUCCAAGGGUAGUAGUAAUGAUUGGAUAUCAGGAUUUGAUUAAUGACCAAAGUAUCAACUCCAUGGUCACAGAUUUGAGGCAACUCGUUGUAGAAUUGAAGAAAAGACAAACUCGCAUCACGCUCGUUACUUUGGCACCAUCACCUAAACUACCCAAUGUACCAAGAUUUCAUUGGAGGAUGGACAUAUUCAAUAGGGCAAUCCUAGAUUACUCUAAUGAUCCAAUUCUCGCGUGUAAUGUUAUCGAUAUGGAAGCUAUUUUCAAGAGGGAAAUUUCUAGAAGGGGAUCCGAGAAGUUUACACGGGUUGCUAGGAAUGAUAAAUACAAAGUAUUUUCGGAUUAUGGAAAGAAGAUCUUCCUAACCGCUUUGAAAGCCUGCCUCAGGGAACAACUGGGAUAUGAAAUUUAAGGAAAAGCACCCAUGCUAAUUCCAUACCUCCAGAAAAUAAUUUUUAUUGGCUAGUUUCACUAGUUGAUAUAAAAUUUCUUUUUCUAUGUAUUUGUGUAUUGUCUAUUUUAUUUGUAUAAUAAAUCAAAUCACUAUUGAGUAGUGUUAUGUUGUCUUAUUAUCUGUUAGUUGUUUGAAAGGAAACACCUGUGAUAUACUUUUAAGUUUAGUACCUACGAAUUUAUUUAGUAAUUUAGCAUACAAACUAUAUUUAAGGAUUUAUUGAUAUUGUAACUAUCAAUGAGAUGGAACGGAUGGAUUUUUGAAA